UGUAACCAGAGAAAUAAAUAAAGAUGGCCGACCGAGAUGGUCGGCUAUCGCCUGCCUGUCUUGAUGAUUUAGAGGACGAAUCUUUGGAUCCAAGGAUUCAUGGAGAAUUAGAGAGGCUGAACAAAGCAUCAGAAGAAAUAAAUAAAUUGGAGCUGGAACUUGAUGAUUCUAGGGCAAGCUUCAGACAAGCUCUCACAGAUUCCACACACCAACUCAAUGCUUUGGCAAAAAAACUAGGUUCCUGUGUGGAAAAGGCUCGACCAUACUAUGAUGCUAGGAUGAAGGCCAAAGAGGCCCACAUUGAGACUCAGAAGGUUGCUUUGAGGUUUGAACGAGCAUGCAGUAUGCACGAAGCUGCCAAAGAGAUGGUGCAGUUAGCCGAGCAGGGAUACACGUGUCGAGAGGAGCCGUCUGACCCAGCCUGGCAGGAGAUGCUAAAUCACGCCACUAUGAAGGUUAAUGAGGCCGAGAAGGAGCGAAAUGCAAGUGAACAGGAUCACAGAAAUACCAUGCUGAAGUUCCAGGAGUGUGAGGAGGUUGUACACCACCUACAGAGGGACCUCAAGAGAGCCAUCGCCAAAUCAAAUUUUUCCACUCGUCGAAGUUUCCUACAGAUGAGUGAUCUUGUAAACCAAUAUCAUUUAACAAUGUUGCCAUAUUUUGAAAUGAAGGCCAAAUUUAAUCAAACAAUGGAGGAACAGAAGCGAGGGAUUAGAAUUCUGGAAGAAGACGUCAGCUCAUCCAAAACCAUGUACUCAGAAGCUCUAAGAAAUCUGGAGACAAUCAGUGAUGAAAUCCACCAACAGAGAAUGGAGAAGAGGAGAAAUGAUGAGUUGGGGGAAAGGGUAGCUGGGGUAGGGUCAGAAACUCCAUCUCCUCCUCCUUACAGAGACUCAAGUCACCCCAAUGGUGAAGGACAAAAUUCUGGGCCAGAGAUGCAAGAUUUUGUGCCCCCUUCUGUAAUACACUCAUCAACUGAUAAAGCUAGGAACCCUAGUUACUUAAAAGCUAUUGACAAUUCUGAGGAAGAGGAAUUCCCUGUGCCAAGUUUAGAGAGUGAAUACAAGUCCCUUCCUGAGCCUCACAAGGCAGCACUCCGAACUCGUAGUGUCCCAAUAAAGGAUCACGAUAAUGUAUUUACAGAGGACCAGCGAGAUAGGAGUCAGUCAUUGAGACACUCCAUGCCAAAUCCAGGAAUCGCUGAUCAGAGUUUCGCCUCAUCCGACCCUUUAAAACUAAACAAGGCAGAUUCUCCAACUCGUUUGAGAAAGAAACUUCAGGCUGGGAGUUUAAUACUCAAGAUAGACUCGGGUAUGGAUCCCUUGGCAGGGUUGUAUAGUGCUCCUAUAAAACCUACUCGUUCAUCAACAAGAUCUCAGGGCAAAUCUCGACACAGUAAGAAGGACAAAAGUUCGAGCAGCAUGUCACCUCCAUCGAGUGUGCUCAGUGUUCCCAGCGGUGAGGACGGGGAAAGCUCAGACACAGAGAGUGUCGCGAGUACAGGGCCAAUGCUGGACGAUGACCAGGUCCUGGCACUCACUCUCGAGUUUGAUGAUAAAGUUUCCACUGAAAAUGUCUCGCCAUCAGCUCAUCUGGACUGGCGUCGAAAAAGUCUCCCCCCAAACCUUAGUCACUUAGAACACUUUUUACAGAAACCUGUGGACAGUGAUAAAAAUGCCUAGUGGUUUGUUAUUAGAUUUUUAUGUUUGUCGGACUGGUGCAUCAUCUAUUUUAUACAUUCUGUACAUGUAGUUGUAAACACAGCUUUCAUCCAUGAUAAUUUUUGAAUUGCAAGAAAAGGACUGCUCCAAAAUGUCCUGUACAGUGAUCCCCUUUUGAUACAACAAUGUGUACUGGGAACAUUCCAUUUAUAUCCCAUGUUUAGCUUAGUCACACUGAAAGCAAGCUUUAUUAGAUUUAUUGUGCUCAAAUAAGGGCUGUUCCAGUAAAACCUACAUGGGAGAGGGAAAGGACACUUUAAAAUAUGGAUAGCCUAUCACACAUGCAGUUUUUCUUUUAUAGUUUAUCCACCAAUAUCAGUAUCCGUAGGUGUAAUACAGGAUGUAAUAGAAUUUUUUUGAAGGAUGCAAAAUGAUUUUUGCUUAUUAAGACCCCAUCUAUAGGAAUUGGCUUCUGCAUGCAUUGGUAGUUUUCUGGACAUUUUUUGGCUAUCCCUGAAUUGAAAACUCAUAUUAAUGGGUUACAGAUCAAAUUUGAGUUUGGGCUUUCCUGACCUAUUUUUGAAAGAGUUUUUUGGACCUUGAACUUUGCAAAUAAUGCCAAAAACCAAGGCCCUUUUGUGAUGCUUGCCAUCACAAUGAUAUUUAGCUUAUGGCUGUACUGGUAGUUAUGUAAUAAACAAUAUGUAAAGACAGUCCAUUCUAUGCAGAAUUUACUACAUCAUGUUCUCUGCAUCAGUUGAUUUGUUUGACCUUUAGUCAUCACACAUGUAAACACACCUCGUGUGAAAUUAAGCUUUCUUCAAGUACCACCCUUCAUACUUUAUUUUCACUGGGUAUCACGUAUGUUUAACUGGAACAGCCCCUGAGUCUCACAUGUACACCUAUAUUUAAAUGGAAGCAUCUUUUGCAGGUCAAAUAUUAUUGUGAAGAAAACUGUCAAUUAGUCUGGAAGUGAAAUUGAUCUGUGUUCCUCCAAGGACAGGGUAUUUCUGUUGGUGCUUGUGAAUUCUGCUGUUCUUACUCAGUACUCUUCCUACGUGUAUAGUGUUUAUGUGAUAGUACACUCUCACUUCAAUAGUUUAUUAUCUGGCAUUGCAUAGACAGAAUUCCGUCUUCUAUCAACAUUUUUAAAGAAAAUAUAUCAGAAAAUAUUUUCAGGUCUGUUUUGGGUUUUUGCAUACUUUUAAUGCAUUUAUUUUACAAAAGUUUUCAAGGAAAACCCUCUAGUCAACUUCCACUAUCUACCAAGCAAUCAGUAUUGUGUUUGUAACAUUAAUUUUGACAUGUUUUGAUUUUUACACUAGAAAUGGCAAUUUCAAGAUGUACCGUAAAUCCUGUGAAUUUCAUUGAACAGUAAUAUACAUGUACAUUGUGUUAGCUGUGUUUUGAAAUGAUUAAGGCCCCCCAAGAUAUUAAUGAUGUGGUUCUCAAUUAGCCAUUUCAGAAAUGCAUGUAUAGGCAGUAGGGUAACCUGUUUUCCAAGUUUUUAAUUUGAUACAACAAAAAAAUAAUUUUCCCUUCCUUCUAAAUACUAAUUUUCCAACAUACAGUAUUGAAUAAUGCAUUCGAAUUACUCUCACUUUUUUAAAUAUAGCAGUUUGUACUUAUGAAUGGGAAUGUGAUAUUCCACCAAAUUUUAUCUUUAGAAACCAUAAUGAAAUGGAAAUGUUCUGUUUGAAAUCAAAAUCCGAGUCUGAUUGUUUUCUAGAUUGGCUGAAUGUCUUGUAUGACUGUCGCUGACAAAGUCUCCUGGAAUUCAAACUCUGGAAAUGUUGGCAAAAUUUUCCAUACAUGUGUAGAUGUGCUUAAGCACCGCAUAAUGUGAUUUUUAAGGGCCAUAAAUAAUGAUUUCAACAAUAUAAAUGUACCUGUUACAUAGGGUUUGAUCUGAAAUACGAGUACAUUGUAUGUGUAUUUUAUCUAUUCUCCAUUUUUGUUGAGAUUAGUUCAAUGGUUUAUAGUACUAUGUACUCAGUGCCUCAUAGUUUGAAGCAUAAUCAAAAUGAAUUUCCUGUGUGUAAUGUUCCGGUUGUAUCAAACAUCUUGUGGUACAAUGUAUAUUAAUAUUUGAUACACUUAUGUACAAUUUCAUCAGCUUUGACAAUUGCUCCUAUACAAGUUCUUUGAUAUUGUAGAUCUUGGAAAUUGUUAAGACAUAGCCACAGAUGUUUAAAGGAAAAGAAAUUUGAUAUAAUGUAUUGAGAUUAUACAACUGCGUGUCUUUCCCCCCAACUUGAUAUUCCCUUUUCAUUCUAAUAUGGUGAAGGAAUUCUUGCUCUGCUUUUAUGAUAUAAAGUUCUCAAACACUUGGGUAAUGAAUGCUUUAAUAAAAAACAUUUUUAAAACAAGACUGGUGAAUUGGAAGUCUUCACCAUCUCAAGAAUUGCAAUCAUGUUACUGCAUAAAGUGUGUUAAUAUUUAGGGAGGUAGAAUUAAAUACAUGUAUCAUA
Ostrea edulis (European flat oyster) is the source of this 4132-nucleotide messenger RNA. RefSeq names its product SH3 domain-binding protein 5-like. The record is from RefSeq and is a predicted model, not a curated record. NCBI's taxonomy places the organism in Eukaryota, Metazoa, Mollusca, Bivalvia, Ostreida, Ostreidae. Gene Ontology annotation, biological process: intracellular signal transduction; negative regulation of protein tyrosine kinase activity. Gene Ontology annotation, molecular function: protein kinase inhibitor activity. Gene Ontology annotation, cellular component: cytoplasm. The transcript has 8 exons. The coding region runs from base 24 to 1682 and encodes 552 amino acids.